Molecule: messenger RNA, 3167 nt
Organism: [Torrubiella] hemipterigena
Lineage: Eukaryota; Fungi; Ascomycota; Sordariomycetes; Hypocreales; Clavicipitaceae
Source: the annotation of a GenBank genome assembly
CUUGUGCUGGUUGUGCCGCCGGCUGGUACUAUUGCUGGUACUAGUACUGCUGCUUCUUUCUCUCUUCUACUUAUUCUUCCUCUCGUCUGCUUCCUCCUUUCAACACCUUUUCCCCAAUUCUCCGUCCCUGCCCCCCGAGAUUUCGGUCUUGUCCUGUCUGCUUUCGCCGACAGCCUCUACCAAGCUAGCUAUUCGCCAGUCGUAGCAUUCACUCGGACUUCCCCCCAAUAAACAGCCACAAGCAUAGGCACCACCAGGAACACACCACCAGCUCUAUUAUAUAUAUGCUCCGUUGGGGACCGCAUACUGUGAAAUAAGGAGAUCUCGCGACGAAUACUUCAGUGGCAUCUGCAACAAUACCGAUCUAGAUUUGUCGACGUCAGCCUGGGACUUGCCUACCAAACACGCGCACACCCAACAAACGCUGAACCCCUCCUGGCCUCCGCUGCAUACGAGCUGUCAACGCUCUCCAUACACUCCGAGUAUUAUAGCAGCCACUUGCUCCAGCAACAUAGAUUGUUGAGAUCCAGCUCCUGUUCGCAUAUCGGCUUUGUUUAACAAUUCACACCCCAUCGGCCAAGCCUCCGAUUCGUGCUUUGCCCGCCACCCAGACCACCCUAAGGCUGUUGCUUUCACCGCCGGCUUGGAUUCAAAACGCCAUAAGUCCAAGUCUAACCUCUCCAACAUAUCAUACCAAGUUCAAAGCAUUACGCCCCUAUUAUACCACAUUCUUCUUCGACCGUCUCACCAUGGUCCGAGAUUGGCCUAGGGAUACAUUUUCCCGUCAGCAAGCUUAUCAAAACCAUUGCUUUCCAACAGAUCCCCAUCAACGCGAGCAGUCUUUUUCUAACGAGAGAUUUGGCCCCAGUACGCCGAGACAGCAGUUUUCUGCAGAUCAAUUUGUACUAGACUCUAACGGCACCCCAACAAUGCCAACCCAUGACGAUGUACGUCGACGGACGACACUGAUGCAAAUUGAUGAUGCUCUUCGGUUACACUGCGGCAUUAAUGCAAGCCGUGUCUUUGUAGCCAGUGUUGGAAAUGACGGACGCAUUUCCACCUUUAGCAGCCCUGGACAAAAUUUUGGACCAGAAGUAGUAAGCCAAUUUUUCGACUCGGAAAGAUAUCAUAAGGUGAUGAACCGCAUUGAAGCAGGAGCGAGCCCGAUGCUAGAUACAGAUGACCCUUCAUUUGGCCGCCAUUCUACGAACCGCAGUCAAGCGUCUGGAAGUCGCCGUGGUUCCGUUGCCUCUGGCUGGGAGAAUUCUUCCAGAUCAGGCGGCCGUAAGCGGCAGCGGCCCCGUCCCAUUCCAUCUGCGGAUGAUGAUGAGCCGUCGAUGGCUACCUCUAAUCGUACACCGUUGAUGAUUGGAGAUUCCGAUGCUGUUUGGAACUUUUAUGAGCAAAGAUUUAAAUCCUGUCAACAGACAGCUUGCAAACUCAUUGCCAAAGCCUGGGUCAAAGCUGUUGAGCCUAAGAAGCAGUCAACACACCCGUACACAGGCAGCGAUGAGAAGGCACCGGAGUGGUGGCCGAAGCCAUGGGGCCCGACUAAAGACGACAAGGUUCGACACAAGGAGCCUGACCAUCUGUACAAGAGGGAGCGAGUUCAUUUGUUAGCCCAUAUUCUUCGAUUGGUUGUGGAGCCGAAUGACAAGCAGCACCCAGAUAUAAGAAAACUCAACCUCAACGUUGCGAAGCUGGAAGAUGCUACUUGGGAGGCGCUUUCGACGUUUUUCAUGGAGAACAAGGCGAAUGCCUUGAAACGCCAACACCUCAAUGAGAUCUUCAAAGUCGCCACAUCUGAACAGAAGCAUCGAAAUGAUGAGAUUGAUGGAACCACUCAAAUACUUAUCAAGGAUGCUGACAGUGGUGGUGAUGGCCUCUCUGAUACUGAAGACUACGGUGGCGCUAUGAAGGACGAUGACGAUGUCGACAUGUCGCAACCUAAGAUGGGCUCGGUGGGUGUCAUUCCGAGCAACAACUCCUUUAUUGACCCUUUGCCUGUGCGAAAUCCGCCAUUUAGCCCGGGUAUGCUACCCGAUCUAAACACGCAACACUUUCCUGACCCAUCGGGAAUGCAUGUUCACGGCAACGGAUCUGCUAUGAAUCUGGAUAUGGUUGGCAGCCCGCAUGAUCACCAACCUGGAAGCCGUCGACCAUCUGUGAUUCCCGGUUCAUUCUCAAGUCCUGUACCGGCAAUGUACACACCGACGUGGCCAGCGGCAUCUGGACAGCAAAAUCCGGCCAUGUAUUCGUACGCAUCACAGCAAGACCUGGAGAACAGCGGAUUUGUCUCUCCCAGUGUCCAGGAACAAAACUUUAUGGCAGCACAGUUUGAUCCCAACCACAGCGCCAUGUUCCGACCAGGAGACAUGAGCGGCGCAACAGGGCAUGGCGAUGGGUCCGGCUACGACAAUUACCUAGCGACGGACUCAAGAGCCGCCAUGGGCCAGCACAUGUAAGACGAAGUGGUGCAACCUUGUGGAGACAACUUUUCUGCAGUCGGACAUGUCGUCAACCGAGAUGUCUCUCAGCCAAGUCGGGCCUGGGAGUCCUUGGACUUCCCCACUGCCGACCAGCAACUGUUAAUAAAUUACAUGGAGUCUUUUUUCAUUCUUCUUUACAUUGGGAGGCACGCAGUCUAGCGUUAUUGCUUGGUGGCCGUUUUCUGUUUUAGGAAGAAGAAGAUUUUCCUUUUACGAUAUAUGAAUACGACAAGAUGAAACGACAUUUUUGAUUAUGUUUUGUCUCUUUUUUUUGGUCUUUUGUUUUGCUUCGGGAAUUGAGAUACCAGCACUCUUGAUGAUGUGCAUAAUUCGACAUGCAUAUAUACUACGCAAGCGGCAUAAGGGGGGGAAGACGGUGGAUGGAGCUCACGCAAUCGUUCGGCUAUUCAACAACGGCAUGCGGUUUGUUGCGUUGCAGAUUGUAUUAGCAAGAGUAGGAGCAGCCACCAACAGCAACAACAAUAGCUGCGACGAUCGGUAAUUGGAUUGCUUCGGUCGUACGACGGCGAAUGUCUUUGUUGGUGAUAUGGCUACUCGCCCUGCAACGACUGCCGGGCCAUAUCGGGGUGGGCAAAGGACGGGUCCAGGUUGAUUUAUAACGCAUCCCAUUUAGCAGGGGUAACAGGGCUAAAUUCUACUUUAUUCUUCUGCUGAUCA